Molecule: messenger RNA, 1533 nt
Organism: Bipolaris oryzae ATCC 44560
Lineage: Eukaryota; Fungi; Ascomycota; Dothideomycetes; Pleosporales; Pleosporaceae
Exons: 2
Coding region: 1-1533 (510 amino acids)
Biological process (GO): regulation of DNA-templated transcription
Molecular function (GO): zinc ion binding; DNA-binding transcription factor activity, RNA polymerase II-specific
Source: RefSeq, a predicted model, not a curated record
AUGUUCGGAACUUUACACUGCAACUCGCCUACCAAGGAGGCAGAGUUUGUCGAGAGGCCAUAUGGAUCCCUCAACCCAGGAAUGAACUCAGCCUGUGACCGAUGCAGAGCAUACAAGGUCAAAUGCACUGUCAGUGGAAAAAGCUGCAGUCGAUGCCGGCGUCUCAAGAAGACAUGCAGUUUCACAUCAGUGAGGCAAAGAAGCAGCCAGCGAGUAUGGAAGACGGACGUCAACUCCAAACGCCAGGAAUCACAAUCAUCAGACAGAUCUGCCCAACCGCAGACAUCACCGAGCCCCAAAGACAGCGGAAACGAGGGAGAAGAUCAUAUCAAGCAACGAGGCUCUAUAUCAUCAGCCCACACAGACAGAAACGAUGGCAGUGAGAAAGGGGACCCACAUAUUGCAGACUACACAUCACACCAACUCUCUGAAGCAUCAUCAUCAUUAUCAUCAUCAUCAUCAUCAUCAUCAUCAUCAACAACAUCAACAUCUAGCCUACCAUUUCUCGCCGACUACGACCAACGAGAGAUGAGCGAGCAAAGAGACGAUCUCUGCACGUGCAGCAUCCUGCCCUUCCCGUUCUGCUCUUCAAGCAUACACUACAACAGCCCAGACGCCAUGGUACGGUCCAACAUCGGCACCCCCCAGGCGCUUCCUACCCCCCCGGCCUCCAGAGAUGAGACCCCACAACAACAACAACAACAACUACUAUCCAACAGCCAAUCACACGACCCACAAUUUGAGAUGGGUCCCAUCGACACGGAAUCUCUCGACAUUACCGCCCUCGCAUCCUCAAUGUACUGGUCUCAGGGUUCAUUUGAGAAAACCUGCCAAUGCCUCGCCGACGUCAUCUUCGCCCUGGAAAAACUAGAAGCAAGCUGUAGUUCGGGUAGCAGAGCAGGUCUCGACUCCAUUGUCGCCAACCAAAAAGAAGUCAUUGAGCUUUGCCGCUGCAUGCUCAAGUGCAGCAAUUGCAUGGCCAAGCGCGAGAACUUCAUACUCCUCGUCUUCAUGAGCGAGCGUAUAGUCGUAGCAUGCAGCCGCAUUGUAACAAUGUACCGCAUGGAAGACGGGGGUCUGCGAAACGCCAACAACAACAACAACAACAACAACAACAGCAAUACGCAUACCCAUAACCACAGCGGUGCUACUACGGUGGCGCCCUCACAGCUCGCCUGCCUACCCGGCUCGCAUCUCUCGGGCACAACGACCGACAUGGACAUGGAUACCCAGUGUCUCGCAGCAGCAGCAGCAGCGGCGGCAUCGGCAGCAGCGGCAUCCUCGUCGUCGCCCUCACAGCCGACAACAUCCGGCUGGCAGCAACUUCUCCUCGGGGACUACAAGAUCAACUCGGCGCUCGAGUGGGACCAUCUCGUCCGCGCCCUCAUCAACUUCCAACUCAGGGCCGUCAGAGCCCUACUCGGCGAUGUCAAAUCCAUCGGCACCAUGAUCCUAGGCGAUGCGCAGAAGGAAUCUCUAGCCCGCGCUGAAACAAUAGUCAACAAGUUAGAACAGGACAUUUACAUAAUCUAG